Molecule: messenger RNA, 4563 nt
Organism: Larimichthys crocea (large yellow croaker)
Lineage: Eukaryota; Metazoa; Chordata; Actinopteri; Sciaenidae
Gene: pik3ap1
Product: phosphoinositide-3-kinase adaptor protein 1
Exons: 21
Coding region: 637-3237 (866 amino acids)
Cellular component (GO): cytosol
Molecular function (GO): phosphatidylinositol 3-kinase regulatory subunit binding; signaling receptor binding
Source: RefSeq, a predicted model, not a curated record
UGUCUUAGUGGGGACAACGUUUGACGUCUUAGUGUUUAAGUUGGAGUUUGGACUAAAAGCAGGCGCGUGGAACAACUUUAAGUUUCUUUUUUGAGUUUGAGCAGUCGUAGCAACGAAGUAGAGUGAAGGGCGAGCUGUUGUGCAGCAUUUCUAAUUGAGGUUGCAGAGUACAUCGUGUUAUUGGGAGUCUAUGUUGCCAGCAUGCUGAGAGACAACCAGGGGGGAAAUUAGGCAGAGCUCAGCUGCAGCAAACUGCAGAGGAAGAGAGAAGAGCUGGAGACAAACCAGUGCUGUGUCCUCUGGAUGUUUCCUGGUUUACCCAGACUGAGUCAGGAGUGGAGAGUGGAGAGUGGAGAUAGACCCGGUCACAGAUACAGUACAUGCCGUGGAUUGUGUACAGAAGGUUUCAGUGAAAACAACCUCCACAAGAUCAACUUACGGAAGUGGGGCAGAGCCACCAAAAUCAGGAAACUAAGACUUGCUAUUAAUACAACUGAGCAGAGAGCUGUUGCUGGUGAAAGCUAAAAUCAUCUCAGUUGAAGAGGAAAGGAGCUAAAGUAAACUUGAGAAACCAAAAGGACAUGUUUGGGAUGCUACUUGUGGGUUGAUUUUAUGCACUUUUGAGGCUCGACAACCAUGGAAGAACCCAUCUUAAAUGCUGAAUCAGCAAAUUCUGAAUCACACUCAGCACAUGAGCUGUUAAUUCUGCACACAGCUGACGCACAGGAAUGGGCGGACUAUUUGCAGCAGAUCUUGAAGUCAUCCAAAAAGUUCCGCAAAAGAUCUAUUUUUUUGUACGAGGUCAGCCCAGCGGAUAAGGUUCACGGAUAUAACUUUGAAUAUUUUCAAAGCUGCAGAUGCAUUGUGCUGCUCCUCACCGGAUCAUUGCUUGACAUGCUCUAUGAGCCUGAGCUGCACGAAGCUCUUCAGAGACUCCUUUAUCCUCCACACAGAGUGGUGGCGCUGCUGUGUGGCGUGUCGGAGGACGACAUACCGACUGAAAGCUUUGAAGACUGGUACAACUGGAGAAAGCUCUCUGCUGAGGAUGAGCCUGCCUACUACAUUUCUACCAUUUUGGAGUCCAUCACUGACAGCAGACAAGUGGAGGCUGAAUAUGAGAGCAAAAAUGCAGCUGUAGCAGAGCAGCACAACGCAGAACCUCUUUCAACUGAAAAUCCCACCACUGAUGAAAAAGAGGAAGUGGUGUCGGAAGAGCAAAAAGAAACUGUCCUAGAGGAUGAAGAACUGGUGGCCGAGGGGAAUUCAACAAGCGAGGAAAUUAGUACGCCCACGCAUCUCACCUGUCUCACCGUUCAACCCAACAGAGUCCUGUGCGGGCAACAGGAAACACUUUAUAUCAUUUUUACACAUAAAAUAGACCAGUCGGUAUUAGAGGUGGAGUUUUCAUCUGAAAAAGUAGCUGCAAAAAGGGUCCCAGGCACUGUGGAGAAUGAAUACACUAUAAGUGUUACUGCACCUGAUAUGCCUGCUGGAGUGUUAUCACUCACCAUGCACACUGAACAAUCCUCUGUCAGCUUAAAGCCUGUUACAUAUUAUACCAAUAUUGGAGAAGUCAGUCGGUAUCUUGAAAAUGCUACUGAUCCAGUUAACUUCAUCUGCCAGGCCUUCAACUUAACGUCCAAUGCAACAGAAUCACUCGACAACAUGCUAACUGACUCAUUAAAAUCCAGGAUGCCUGCAACUAGUCUUCAGCUGUUUGGAAUCAGUCAGAUUGAAGAAGACAAUAUGGCUUCAUAUCAGCGUACUGAGGAGCUUCCAACACUGCUCCACUUUGCUGCCAAGUAUGGCUUGAAGAAGCUGACCACCGUUCUCCUUCAGUGUCCCGGGGCUCUACAGGCUUACAGCGUGAUGAACAAGUAUGGAGACUACCCAAACACGCUGGCUGAGAAGAGUGGCUUCUCUGAUCUCAGACAGUUCAUUGAUGAAUUUGUUCAGACAGCAGACAUGCUCAAGUCUCACUUUGAGGAAACCAUCAACACAGACGAGUGUGCAGAGGUGUAUGAGAUGAUGUCAGAUAACUCUCAAGAUAUCAUGAUGAAGUACUCUGGUGGCUCAGAGGACAUAUAUGAGUCAAUGCUGGGGAUUGACCCUGAAUGUGCAGAGGACCUAUAUGAAGUGAUGAGUGCAGUAAAUGAGAACCCUGAGGAAGCAAUGCUCAGGAAGUUCUUCCAAGCAAAACCACAGGCAAGUGUAAAGCAGCACAACGACGAGUGCCUUAAAAGUACGGAAGCAGAAAAAGAGGAUCACAUUGAUCAUAUUGAGACAGAAGAGGAGGAUCUAUACAGUCUCUGCCCAGAGGAUAUUUAUGAUACUGUGGAUGGAAACAAUACUUUUGACUCAUUAAUCCUGAACCGUCCACCAGCCCCCAUCCCCAGACCUGAGUCCGAGUCUGAGCCUGAAAAGCCCAUGACCUACAUCUCUAGAGUAUUUUCAGAUAAAUGCAUGUCCAGUGGAACAACAGGUACAACAGUGGAUACGGGAUAUCCUGCAGCUCGGCCUGCGAUGGAACUGCCCUCUCCUGUUUAUGACCCCUAUGCUGGGAUGAAGACACCUGGACAGAGACAGCUCAUAUCUCUGCAGGAGAGGGUGAAAGUGGGGGAAAUUACUGUGGAUGAGGCCGUCCAAGAGUUCAAGGCCUGGCAGUUUGACCACGAUCGGAGGGCCAACUCUAUACGCUAUCAGCAGGAAAAUCUGAAGCGAUUACGAGACAGCAUCACCCGGCGUCACAAAGAGAAACAGAAGACAGGAAAGGAGCAAGAGUAUGAGAUCAGUGCUCCGCUGCAGAGGAACUUAUACUCGGGCUCCAGUAUGACAUUAGAGUGUUCUGUGUAUGAGCCGACACCCAGGAUGGUGGCUCCCCCUCCACCUCCAGUGGGUCCAGCUAUCCAAAGAGGCACCUGGAAGACAGGUAGCACCUCCAGCACGUCCAGUACUGAAAGCAACAGACUCAGCACUCAUAGCACAUUUAGCUUCAGCAGUGGGACAGAGCCGGACUUUGAGGACCCAAUAGAAAAUCUCCCUCCUCCGCCACGACCUCCACGGACAUCUGAUCCAAGCCUCAUUCCUCCACCCAGAAUUCCUCCUCGGAUCCCAGAAAGGGCGCCAGAGAAGGUGUUACAUGAGCGCUACAUAUCCUGCCCGACUCGAGCACUUCCUCAACGACCGACUCAGAGACACACAAAUGCAGCACCACCCAUACCACGCCGUCUGCGGUGAUCAACACGUCUAUUUUUGCUGGGUUUCAUGUCUAAAGAUAUUCUUUGAUAUUGCCGUUCAGAAGACAAAAGACUGAAACUGUUUUUUAUUUUUAUUUGGGGUUUUUUGGCUGUCAUGUACCAGUGUGCCAUUGUGUACCAGUAAUUCAAUUCCCAUUUUAUUGUCUUUGUGUGUGUGUGUCUGUGUCUAUGUGAGUGAGUCUCCUGUGCUUUGUCUUCUCCACCAAAACCUGUGUGAUAUAUUUGACGUCUCAUAACUCUGGAACAUUUCAAGAAUUUACUGUGAUAUUUGUAAAGUAUCCCUAAGAAAAUGUAGCCUAUUAUAGGUUUAGAGUGUUGUCUUUCUCUUUGUUAUGGGUUUGUGCAAAUGUAAUGUGAUGAAAUGGGGAAAAAGGUAAACCACGUGUUUAAUUUGAAAUCUUAAUUGUGAUAUUUAAACAUGGUUUUUGGUGUUAGCUGAGCCAGUAUGCUGUUCAGAUAUUAUUAUUAGGCAUUCUACUGUAAUGCUUAAUUGUAAGUUGUUGUGACAUAAUAUUUUACUUAUUUUACCUCAAAUAAUGUCAGAAUUAUAUUGCUAAAGGAGUUUGUCUGUGAUAUUUCUAUAAUAUAUUCCUCACUGUAAUCUUGGAGAAUUCAGGCGUGAUUGUUCUAAUAAUAAUCUUUAGGAAGUCUGUUUUGUUGUACAUCAGACUGGAAUUUCAUUAAGAAAUAUAAAAAAUAUGUUAAUUUUGUACACUUGAAAGUGUCCUUAUUUCAGUUGGCUGCUUUAUUUCUUGUGCAGUAUGAAAUUUGGUCACUUGGUGGUGCUCCAUAUUCUCUGUCCUUUAAACAUAGGCUUCCUAACAUUUUUUUUCCAUGUUUCCAUGUUGUGAAAAUCUUUUCCAAGUUGAUUUUAUCUCAUUAAGCAUUCAGCAGUCUAAUCAGCUUAUAAAUGACUUCACUCUUAUGAAUAUAAAUGAACCCUGACCAUAUAAACUGCCCUCUGAAGUUCUGUGAGCAGAGACACAUGUACAAAGUGUGAGAGACUGUAGCCAGCUGGGACUUCUGGUCAAAACUUUCAAAGUAAAAUCUUUCCUGAUAAACACAGAAUGUAAAAAAACAAAAAAGGACAAUGUAUUUAGUCUGUAGCACAAUUAAGAGCAUGUUUUAUUUAUUUUAUCAUUCAAGUGUAACUUUGAUUAGACUACAGUCCAAGCUUAAAAAAUGUAUUCAUGAAUGACUGAAAAAACGAGCCCAGCUCUGUCUUUAUUCUACCUUACAGUUUUCUAGUCUUUAAGGAUGCACUCAUGUUUUGUUUUUGUUUGUAUGAAUAAACUGACUUCACGCA